Messenger RNA from Lasiodiplodia theobromae, 477 nucleotides. Its product is annotated as putative intracellular protein transport protein (UsoA). The record is from RefSeq and is a predicted model, not a curated record. The coding region runs from base 1 to 477 and encodes 158 amino acids. The transcript has a single exon. NCBI's taxonomy places the organism in Eukaryota, Fungi, Ascomycota, Dothideomycetes, Botryosphaeriales, Botryosphaeriaceae.
AUGAUAUCAGGCAACCUCCUCGCCUUCACUAUCGUCGGCGGCUCCCUCUCAGGCCUGAUCAUCGGCUCCGUCAUCAUCUUCUGCUUCGUGAAGGGCUUCCGCGAAGCGCACUGCCUGGACGACGUGCUCCCCGGCGUCGAGCGGCGCGGCAACAGCUACUCGAUGGAAGAGAUCCAGCGCCGCAGCGACCUCGCCCGUUCUCGCCGCGCCGGAAGCGCCGACACCACGACCAAGCGUGGCAGGUCCAGCAAGCCGCGCUCGCGCUCGGCCAGCCUCGCCAGCACCUUGCGCCGCCCCGCUGAGCGCGUCUUGACGAGCCUACAGCAGAAGAGCGCUAAUACGAGUGUUACGCAGCUGGUGGGCUUCCGCAGGCAGAGGUCGGCGGAGGAUGUGAAGAUCAAGGGCCAGCCGUUCUAUUGGGAGGCGAAGGCGAUGAAGGGGAAGAGGAGUGGCUCGGCGCCGCCGUUGAGGUGGUAG